GGAAACAGUGGAGAAAGGCCGAUUGAGCCAGGUUGUUUGGUGGAAGAUAUGCAGGGGAAACCAAAGGAGAGGGGCGUACUCAUUUUUGGGGGGAUGCCUAAAGCCAAACGGCGGCUGAUCAAUGGUCCGAAGCCUGGGAGGCGUGGCUCCUCUCUUGCCCCGCCCCUCCUACAAAGCGAUUCGUUGCAGAAGGGGCCCCGAAACCGGUGCAUCUUGGGAGCGGCCCAGACCUGUACGCGGCGUCUUGUGGGGGGCAUUGUCAGGUCUGAGGGGGCGGCGCAGAGGUGGCGGCGCUGAAAUUCAGCGCAGUGCGUCUCCGGAGACCUGCUCGAGUCUUGUGGGAGGUGACAGAACUCGUCCACCCAUGUCUGGCUGCGAGCUGCCCAUGGGCACGUGCCCGGACAUGUGCCCGGCCGCCGAGCGCUCCCAGAGGGAAAAGGAGCACCGCCUGCACCGCUUCGAGGUGGCACCGGGGUGCCACGAGGACCGUCCCCGCGCCGACCCGCAGCGAUCGGUGAAGGAGUACAGCCGGCCGGCCGCCGGCAAGGCCCGGCCCCCAUCAAGCCAGCUGCGUCCGCCGUCCGUGCUGCUGGCCACCGUGCGCUACCUGGCCAGCGAGGUGGCGGAGCGCGCCGAUGCCUCCCGCGCCGAGGUGGCCAACUUCGUGGCGGACCGGGUGCGCUCUGUGCGACUAGAUCUGGCCCUACAAGGCGUGGGCGACGUCGAGGCGGCAGUGGUGCUGGAGGCGGCCCUGGCUGUGUUGCUGGCAGUCGUGGCACGGCUCGGGCCCGACUCAGCGAGCGGGCCAGCGGACCCAGUGCUGCUGCAGGUUCAGGUGCAGGAAGGCUUCGGUUCGCUGCGGCGCUGCUACGCCCAGGGCGCCGGGCCGCACCCCCACCAGGCUGCCUUCCAGGGUCUCUUUCUGCUCUAUAACCUAGGCUCGGUGGAGGCCCUUCGUGAGGUUCUGCAACUGCCCGCUGCCCUGCGUUCCUGCCCGGCCCUGCGCAUGGCCUUGGCUGUGGAUUCGGCCUUCCGCGAAGGCAAUGCCGCCCGCCUGUUCCGCCUGCUCAGGAUCCUGCCCUACCUGCAGAGUUGCGCUGUGCAGUGCCACGUGGGCCGUGCCCGCCGUGGAGCCCUGGCCCGUCUCGCUCGUGCCCUGAGCACCCCCAAGGGCCAGACUGUGCCCCUGGGCUUCAUGGUCCACCUGUUGGCCUUGGAUGGCCCCGAGGAGGCACAGGACCUGUGUCAGACCCACGGACUGGACGUGGAUGGACAGGGGAGAGUUGUGUUCCUGAGGGGUCGCUACACUGAGGAGGGACUGCCACCUGCCGGGACCUGCGAAGUGUUGGUGGGGAGCAAACUUGGAGGGCGCACCCUGGAGGAGGUGGUGAUGGCAGAAGAGGAAGAUGAGGCUGUGACCAGGCCCAAGGCCCCAGCAUGAGUUUCCCAGAGCCCAGAACUGGGUCUGAGCACAUGGGUCCUUUUUUCAUGAUUUCUACACAAUGAAAGAACUGGUUUUGAAGGAUCAGUAGUUAGGCUUGAUUU
This is a messenger RNA of Manis pentadactyla (Chinese pangolin), 1545 nucleotides long. RefSeq names its product SAC3 domain containing 1 (gene SAC3D1). Gene Ontology annotation, biological process: centrosome duplication; spindle assembly. Gene Ontology annotation, cellular component: centrosome; nucleus; spindle. Bases 122 to 1441 code for a protein of 439 amino acids. The transcript has 3 exons. The record is from RefSeq and is a predicted model, not a curated record. Lineage: Eukaryota; Metazoa; Chordata; Mammalia; Pholidota; Manidae.